This is a messenger RNA of Taeniopygia guttata (zebra finch), 4936 nucleotides long. RefSeq names its product katanin catalytic subunit A1 like 1 (gene KATNAL1). Gene Ontology annotation, molecular function: microtubule severing ATPase activity; microtubule binding; ATP hydrolysis activity. Gene Ontology annotation, cellular component: microtubule; microtubule cytoskeleton. Lineage: Eukaryota; Metazoa; Chordata; Aves; Passeriformes; Estrildidae. Gene Ontology annotation, biological process: microtubule severing. The record is from RefSeq and is a predicted model, not a curated record.
UUCCCCGCCCGCCCCCCCGGCCCCGCUCUGACAGAGCCGCAGCGCUGCGCCCCCUCCCCGCGCCGCUCCCGCCCGCGGACACGCACCCCCGGCUCUCCCAGAUUUCUGAGUGAAGAUGAAUUUAGCAGAGAUUUGUGAUAAUGCCAAAAAAGGAAGAGAAUAUGCACUCCUUGGGAACUAUGACUCGUCUAUGGUAUAUUACCAGGGUGUCAUCCAGCAAAUCCAGCGACAUUGCCAGUCGAUCAGAGAUCCAGCAAUUAAGGGGAAAUGGCAACAGGUCCGACAAGAAUUAGUUGAAGAAUAUGAACAAGUUAAGAGCAUUGUCAACACUUUAGAGAGUUUUAAAAUGGACAGACCUCCAGAUAUCUCUGUAUCCUGCCAAGAUGAGCCUUUCAGAGAUCCAGCUGUUUGGCCUCCUCCUGUUCCAGCUGAACACAGGGCUCCACCUCAGAUAAAACGUCCCAACCGAGAUGGAAAAUCUUUGAAGAAAGACUCCCCUGGACUUCAGCCCCGUGGGCCUGUGGGCAGAGCACACGUGGUGUCCAAGGGGGAGAAAUCUUCAGGCAGCCGUGAAAGGGAGUCCAGAGCCAGAGGAAGAGAUGACAAGGGAAAGAAAACACCCCAGGAAUUUGGUGAUGGGGAAAUUCCAAAAUUUGAUGGAGCAGGUUAUGACAAAGACCUGAUCGAAGCUCUUGAAAGAGACAUUGUGUCAAGGAAUCCAAGCAUUCAUUGGGAUGACAUAGCAGAUUUGGAAGAAGCCAAGAAAUUAUUAAGAGAAGCUGUUGUUCUUCCAAUGUGGAUGCCUGACUUUUUCAAAGGGAUCAGAAGACCUUGGAAGGGUGUGCUGAUGGUUGGUCCUCCUGGCACUGGCAAAACAAUGCUGGCAAAAGCUGUUGCUACAGAAUGUGGGACAACAUUCUUCAACGUGUCUUCCUCUACACUGACGUCUAAAUACAGAGGCGAGUCUGAGAAGCUGGUCCGCCUCUUGUUUGAAAUGGCACGGUUUUAUGCACCAACAACAAUCUUCAUUGAUGAGAUAGAUUCCAUCUGCAGCCGCAGAGGCACGUCUGACGAACACGAGGCCAGUCGCAGAGUCAAGUCAGAGCUGCUUGUGCAAAUGGAUGGGGUAGGUGGUGCUCUGGAAAAUGAUGACCCUUCCAAGAUGGUUAUGGUAUUAUCUGCUACAAAUUUUCCCUGGGAUAUUGACGAAGCUCUCCGACGGAGACUGGAGAAGAGGAUUUAUAUACCUUUGCCCACAGCAAAAGGCAGAGCAGAACUACUGAAGAUUAACCUUCGGGAAGUAGAACUAGAUCCUGAUAUCAGCCUUGAAGAAAUUGCUGAGAAGAUUGAAGGCUAUUCUGGUGCUGACAUCACUAAUGUUUGCAGUCCAAGGACAAAUCUGGAGGUAACCAGAGAAGGCUUUCUCUUCUCCACGCCGGAAGGCAUUUGGGGACAGUGCUGGGAGCCAAAGCCAGCAUGUGGCCUCUCCGAGUGUGAGAUGUGAAGUUCAACAUCAGGAAGAAAAUCCUCAUGGGUUCCUGUUCCUGAGUCUUAUUACAAAAGUAAGCCAUUAAAUUUUCUGCUUUCUGUGUAUUUUGAUUUUUAAAAGGCACACACACUUUCUGUUUUCAAAGUGAGAAGCAGCAAGAAGUGGCUUUUGAGUGUUGCUGUCUUUAUUUUCAAGCAGAAUAUUUUAGCUUCUGUAUAAGGAUACAUUGCCAGAUUUCACUAUACAGGAUUAAAAGCUACCUGUGGCUCUGCACCAUUGCCUUCUCUCUGACUUCACUGUGUAUAGGUGAGACCAUUAUUUUCAUUGUGUACAAGUAAAAGCUUAUUGGUACAGUGAGAAUUUCCAGUGAUUAAUGCUGGAAAGGUAAGACAUGGAUCCCUUGAUGAGAUAUCACUGUGCUCUAGCAACAGUAAUAACUCGCUUUGCUAUUGUGUGCAAAGGGGUUCGCUGUUCUAAGAGCAGUAAAGUGUUUUGUUGUUCAAAUAUUAUGAAGGUUGUUUUAUUCAGAUGUACUGGUCAAAAUCACUUGAGCACUCUGUUGUUCCCAGCUCCAGGCUCCUCACUGCUCAGUGUGCAGCUGGAGGGGAUAUUUUCUUUUUUUUACAUUAUCUGCAAAGCAGGAAUGAUCUAGCAGCAGGAAUACCACAUCUCAGCUGAAGGGCAGCCAGUCUUUAAAAUUGAUCUGACAUGACACAAAGCACUUGGAUUUUUGGAAAAAGAACAAUAAACUCUGUUGAGGGACCCACAGCCACUCAUUUUGUCUUAAGAUUAAAAAUUUAAGGUUGGGAUCCUUACCACUUAAAUUUAGCUUUUCAGGAGUCAGGCAUCUAAUCUUAGCCAGCCAUGUUGGCAGCCUGUCUGGUCAGAAAAGAGAUGGGUUGCCAAAAUACGGUUCACCCCUCUGAAGACAGCUACCAGAGGAGAGGGGAUGGCUUGCCCUCUGCUCUUGCCUUUUUUUGUAGUUCAUUUGAAUCUUAAGGUAAACACCAACCUUUCAGAUGGCUUUGAGAGGAAUCCACUCCAAAGUGUUCAAAGAUGCUGUAGAAGACUUUUCUCUGAGGUGAGGAACUUAUAUUUUCUCCAUGUGAUUAUGUUGUUGGGGUGUUUUUCUCCAUGUGAUUAUGUUGUGUUUUUUUGACCAGCAUACUUCAAACAAAUGUGAAACCUGUGAAGAAACUAACAGAUGGGGUUUUUUUCUGGCUUGGUUUGUUUUCUUCUAACGUGUGCCAGUAUUUUCCAAGGGAGGUGUUUGAUCUGAGACAGGCUUGUAUGCCAGAAAAGGUCUGCACUGAUUCUGUAGAACACAGAAUUUUGGUUCCCCUUCAGGAAAGAGAGGGUGGUCACAGACCUGAGAGCAGGAGGAUCAAAGAAUAGAGUCUUAGCAUGUCCUCUGCCUUUUGUUCAUUAAAAAAGUCUACCUAAUACUUAAUUUGGUAGAUUAAGAAAAGAAACUAUCCCUGCAAAGCUGGAAACAUGCUUCCUUAUGCCACUUGCCAACAAGUCUCUACAGAACCUAAUUUAACAUAUUCAUUUGCUCACAAAAGUGCUUGAAGAAAAACAAAUGUCUUCUACAAGGACAAAGAAACACUCUAUUCCCAUACUUUGUCAAUCAAAUUAAUAAUAAAGGUAACUGUAUCCUUCUUUCCUUUAUUUGCACAUGUAUAAUUUGAUUCUGUAUGAGUGAGAGUAUCCAUAAAACUAACUCUUAACCAAAAUACCCCAAAUGUCUAUCACUAGAAGACCCCACCAAACAUACCAAUUAAUACUACAACCACACAAAAUGUCCUGAGGGCUAAGCACCAGGUAAUAGCACUUCCAGGCAAUAGAUACGGGGAAAAUAAACAACUGGCUUUACUCAUGCACACACAUAUAUACUUCUAGAAAUAUAUAUUUUGAUACGUGUAUUUUUUAUGUUCACCUGUCUGAUCAGUACUUUUCCUUGGCUGCAGGACAGCUGAAGAUCUCUUGUUCCCAGGAGGAGGAAGUGGAUGCCCAGACUCUCUCGAGAGGAUUUAAAUAAUUCAAUACAUGACAAGAGCAUCCAUCACACGUUGCUUUACCUUACACAAAUUCCAAUAGUGAGUGAAGGUCACAAAUGGGAAGAGACUAUCCCCAUGAGACUUCUGACAGAUCUGGUCACCUACUGUGUGAGAAAAGGGGAAAGGGUGUUCCAGAGUCCCUGUUCUUCACAGCUGCAAAGCCAGGACUCAGUCUGAAAAUGUGAGAAGAAAACCAGACCUGCUACACUGCAAAUCUUACAAGCAGACACCAUGCUGAAACAUCUAAGAUGGGCUUAAACCAACUGCUUCAGCUUGAAAUUUAGAACAGACCACCUGAACAGUGUGGCAAGCACAUUUCUCUCCCUCUCAGGAUUUUUCAUAGAGGUGCACAGAGAGAAAUGAAAGGGAAAACAUUUUCUAUUUCUGCUCCUUGUUUUUCCUAUGUGGAAUGUGUUUGGAGAAUUGUUUACCUGGAGUGAGUGCUUGAUUGGAUUCUGGUGAGGAUUGUUUGAGUCUGAUGGCUAAUCCAAUCCACCCGUGUCUGGACUCUUGACAGAGGGUCAUGAUUGUGUUAGAGUUAGAGAAAGUAGUAUGUAGUUUUAGUAUCUUCCUUCUAAUAUAGUAUAUUAAUAUAUUUUAGCAUAGUUAUAAUAUAGAAAUCAUUCAUUGAUUUCUGAAUUGAGUCAGACAUCGUCAUUUCUUCCCAUUGGGUUCGCCUGCAUUUACAAGAGAACUGUUCACUAAUUUCCUGAACUUAGUCGUCAGAGCAGGUGCUUAAGCCUGAUUUUCAAGGUCAUGCUGUGCAUGACCCGAUGGCUUCCUUAUGGCCACAGGGAGAGGUUGUCACCUCCUCACCCUUGGCCAGUAGAAGUCAAUCCCAAACACAGAACACACAGCACAGACUUUCCCAGGAUAGACGGAUUCCUAUGGGAUGUGUCCCUGGGUGUCUCAGCACAGGCCAAUAAAGUACUGAAAGCUGUGCUUAGUUUCCACACAUAAAGAUCCUGGGAUUAAUGAUGUUAUUGGGAUGAAGCAAGUGCAAAAAUAUUUUGCUCGAAGAAGGAAAAGAAAGAGUGCGAGAAUGGAGAUCAGUGAUGAAGAGACAGAUGCACGCUCUGCUACCUGCUUAAAGAAAACAAAAUAUUGAAAACAAGAUUAGACACAUGCUGUCCAAACUAUUCAGCUACUUGUUCAUCAGGCUGUGAAACAUUGCAUCAUAUCAUAUUAAACUAAUUAGAAAGUAUUUUUAAAAUGGGAAAACUACUCUCACCUUUUAAAUUUCUUUUUCUGAUAACUUGCAAGUCUAUAGAGAUCUCAUCUCUACUGUCACUUUAAGUGCUUAUUUAUAUCUGCUAGCAUGUAAAUCCAUUUUAAGAAAUCACCUGUCUUUAGCUUAGAGGGUUGAAUAAAAGGCUUAAAUGCCAAA